AUGGAAAACAAUGGGAAAAGAGGAGGACAAUGGAUUAAGAAGAAGGAAGGCCAAGGUACAGCAAAGAAGCAACAGCAGAAGAGGAAGCAACAGAACAACGCGCAACGUCAGCAGCAACGGUUCCAGUAUGCUACUCCGAUGUACCAACAACCGCAGGUAGUACAGAUCACGGCCCCUCACUUCCCACCGCAAUUUCCAUCCCAAAUCCCAUCCCAAAUUCCACCCCAAUUGAUUCCACAACCAACCAUCCAUUAUGUCUCACCACAACCCGCCCCACAAUUCAUUCUCCCACCCCAAUACCCACAAUACCCAUUCAGAAUGUAG
Molecule: messenger RNA, 324 nt
Organism: Caenorhabditis remanei
Lineage: Eukaryota; Metazoa; Nematoda; Chromadorea; Rhabditida; Rhabditidae
Exons: 1
Coding region: 1-324 (107 amino acids)
Source: RefSeq, a predicted model, not a curated record